AAAGGGAAAAAGUAUGGGAAGAAGUCAAAGAAAAUGGAAACAAAGACACGUCAGAGAGCUCAAACACCACAGCAGGUAGUGGCCCGAUAUGAAAAAGUUCUUCGACGCUUCAGCAAAGGAGGGACCAUGUCUGCUGCAUUCAAGCAGGUUGGGGUGGACCGGAACACCAUCGUAGUCAAUGCACCGAUUGCCGAAUUGUACAUCGCUGCACCCUGCAAAUUUAAGGAACUCCUUAAAUCCCACAGCAGUGAGGUUAAGCUCAGUAUUUUUGCCACACAAUGUGCUGCUGUGAUUCAUGAGGAUCCAGCUAUAGAAGAUGCUAUCAAAGCCCUUAAGGCUUCCGGUAAGCUGCUGCCACUAAAAGGAAAGUGAACUGGUCUAGGAUCAAGGUUUAGGAUCAAGUUUUCAAGUUUUCACUCUAAAUAAAACUAAAGUUGUACAAUGGACUGAAACACGUCCACAAUCUGCACUGCUGUUCUGUAAUGUUUGAAACGCUCUGUAAUGUUAAUACUGAGGUAGUUUUUACACUGUAAAAUAUUUUAUUUAUUAAUAAAAAAUGUAUUUGUUGUAUUUUAUAUGUUGUAUUUUUUAUUUUUUUAUUUUAUGUUGCAUUAUCACUCCUGUAGCACUUAAAAUAAUUUUUUAUACCAUAUUGCAGAGGCUUAUGUUUACUGGAGGUGUACAGGGAUUUUUUUUUUUUUUUUUUUUUUUUUUGUGAUAUUGCAGAGGUUUAUUUUUCAUUUUAUAUGAAGUGUACAGUUGUACAAUUUUUGCAUCUUGAAAUAAAUAUUUCUAUGUUCUGUAUCACUCUGUGUUGUUUGUUUCCUUUUUCUGUUUAGAAUAUAACUGAGCCUUUA
Molecule: messenger RNA, 857 nt
Organism: Megalobrama amblycephala (Wuchang bream)
Lineage: Eukaryota; Metazoa; Chordata; Actinopteri; Cypriniformes; Xenocyprididae
Product: coiled-coil domain-containing protein 106-like
Exons: 2
Coding region: 34-372 (112 amino acids)
Cellular component (GO): nucleoplasm
Source: RefSeq, a predicted model, not a curated record